Phyllopteryx taeniolatus (common seadragon) is the source of this 6253-nucleotide messenger RNA. RefSeq names its product sprouty related EVH1 domain containing 1 (gene spred1). Gene Ontology annotation, biological process: multicellular organism development; negative regulation of MAPK cascade. The record is from RefSeq and is a predicted model, not a curated record. Gene Ontology annotation, molecular function: protein kinase binding. Lineage: Eukaryota; Metazoa; Chordata; Actinopteri; Syngnathiformes; Syngnathidae. The transcript is spliced from 6 exons. The coding region runs from base 978 to 2321 and encodes 447 amino acids. Gene Ontology annotation, cellular component: membrane.
CUGCAUGAAUGAUAGGCGAUCGGAAAUAAAUCUCAAUCGAGCGGCGGCGCGUUUAAAUUGAACACUUCCAGCAAGUCGCGGAAGGAUCUAAUUCUCUCUCUCUCUCUCUCUCUCCCUCUCUCUCUCGAGGGUCGACACAUCCGCCCAGUUUUCCGAUGCCCACCCCCUCCUCCCUUCUCCUGCCUCCCCUCCCCUUGUUGAAAAUAGAGUUCGAUUAAAGCAGAUGUCCGCCAACUUCAGAGGGAGGAAAUUAAAAACUCCUUUUUUUUUUUUUUUUUGCUUUAACUCCCCGUUCUAACGAAAAUUCGUGGAGAACCCCAUUUUUUUGUGGCUCGAGUCCCCCCCUCCCUCCCUUUCGUCGAGGUUGCCUUUAAGCGGACAUUACUCGGACACGUUGGCGGAGCGAGGCUGGCUUUCCAACAAGGCGCCGUUUCAAGUCUCGUCCCGGAGAGCUUUCAAGUUGGCGAAUGGAUGCUCGACAGACAGCCACGACUAAUACGCCGCCGAACGUGACGGGUUUCAACACUUUCUGCGUUUUUUGAGGAUAUAUAUACUCACGCGGCGGGUGGGGGGGUAUUUUUUGUUUUUUAAUCCCCCCACCAAACAGGAGUUUGUUUGGAAAGAAGAUGGCUAAUUUUGUGUCUUGGUCGGAUUUUACUUCCAGGGAGGAGAAGGCGAAACUGUCAUUCUUCCUUCUCGCGAUUUAACAGCUAAGGCUAGCUCUUGUUCUUUAAUUUCCUUUCUUUUUUUCCACCAAGGGGAUCAUUCUUUCGCUUUUUUUUUAAUUUAAUUUUUUUAUUUAUUUUAUUAUUUUUUUUUAAACCGAGCACCCCCACCCUAAAUAAACACCAAACGAAAACACAACACGCCUCGGUUGUACGCAUGUGGAGGAAAAUGGUGACUUUUGUGCAAUUUUGUCCCGCCGUCACAGCGCCGUCGAUGCUAGUGCUAGGACUCGGAUCCCCGUGAGGAAGAAAAUGAGUGAAGAUUCAACAAAUCCAAACAACGAUGACAGUUAUGCGCGUGUGAGAGCAGUGGUCAUGACGCGGGAUGACUCCAGCGGCGGAUGGCUUCCCCUGGGCGGUGGCGGCCUCAGCUGCAUUACCGUCCACAAGGUCAGCCAGGCGGAGGACAAUGGCAGCACCCACAGCGGCAGCACCCGUGGAAGCACCGGCAACCUCAGCCCUUGUAGCCCCAGUCCGACGCCCAGCCUCAGCCCCAGUCCCAGUCCCACCGCAGUGGAGUUCUACAUAAAGGGGGAGCGGCUGAAAGACAAACUGGUGGUGCUGGAGUGCGUCCUGCAGGAGGGCCUCGUGUACAACAAGGUCAACCCCAUCUUCCACCACUGGAGGAUCAAUGACAAAAAGUUCGGGCUGACCUUCCAGAGCCCCGCCGACGCUCGCGCCUUCGAUCGAGGCAUACGUAGGGCUAUUGAGGACAUCAGCCAAGGCUGUCGGCCAUUUGGCGAAGGGGAUACUCCUGAGGACGGGCUACCAGCUUGUGAGGAGCCUCCCUCCAUCUGUACACCCAUGAAGGAGCCCUUCUCCCCCCUGAACAAUGUGGUGUCCACCGAGCCCUUCAGGGGCUGCUAUGUACGCGCUCAGCCCUUUGACGAGUUCCCCUCCAGCAACCGACGAUACCUGCCACCACAGGUUUCAUUCAAGUCCACCCGCCACGUCAGCUUUCACAUGGACGAGGAGGAGAUCGUUCGAAUCAACCCGCGCAAGGACGUGCUCAUCCGUGGCUAUGAGGACUACCGCCACCCGGUCAUGUGGAAACAGGAGGCGGAGCGCGAGGACCUGGACUUCCCGGCCACCUUCCACAAACUGGACAGUAAGAAGUGCGAGUACCUCUUCCCCGACGGCGCCGGCGGGGACCCCCACUCGGGCCCCGGUCUGGGCAAGGACACGGCCAUCAAGACUCAGCCCUCGCCGCUGCUCAAGUCCAAGAAGGGGCGGCGGCGGCGGGAGGACGGUGAGCGCUCGCGCUGCAUCUACUGCCGUGAGAUGUUCAACCACGAGGACAAUUGGCGGGGGCAGUGCCAAGAUGCCCCCGACCCCAUCAAGCAGUGCAUCUACAAAGUCAGCUGCAUGCUGUGCGCUGAGAGUAUGCUCUAUCACUGCAUGUCCGACUCGGAGGGCGACUUCUCGGACCCGUGCUCGUGCGACACGUCCGACGAGCAGUUCUGCCUGCGCUGGCUCGCCCUGGUGGCGCUCUCUUUCAUCGCGCCCUGCAUGUGCUGCUACCUGCCGCUGCGCGCCUGCCACCACUGCGGCGAGGCGUGCCGCUGCUGCGGGGGCAAGCACAAGGCAGCCGGGUGACCCUGUGCCGCCCCUCUGGGACACCCUCAAAGCUAGCUAACACAGGAAGCGGAUCAAUUCAACGCCGGCAUCCUUUUUUUCCACCCCCUGCCCAUUCUCUCGGACAGGGCGGUGUUGUUGAACGCCAGCUCUUGAGGGCUUUUGGAGAUUUCAGUUUGCGUUUGUCGCCGACGAGCUGCAGAGGAGGACAAACUUAAGCAUUGCGUCGAGCUAAGUCCGGACGAGGAAACGAGGACACUGAGAUUACUAGACUUGGAGAUGUUACUAAAUGCACCACAUUCUCACACACACACACACACACACACACACACACACAAACACACACACACACACACACACACACACACAUGCGUCUAACUAUGAAGGAAAGUUGUCUUUUUGUACAGAGACAACAACAAAACUAUUCAGAAAAAUAACUUGCUGUUUGAGUAUGCUAAAAGGGAUACAUACGUUCUUAUGCUUAUUUUCUGUGACGUUCCAGUCGGGUAACAGUGGCCUUUCCUUCCCUUCAUGACAGUGUAAUUAUUAGACAGAAAAAAACGUGCACUAGACAUGACGUCGCCCCUUCCCCAUUUUACCCAUUGAGUGUCAUUUAAACAUCAGUGUGGUGCAUACAUGGCCACUUUAUUCCCUCGGGCAACUGCCUCACAUCGACCAUUUUGAUUGCAUUCCAAAAUAAAGGGACUCAAUCCAUUUGUCAGAAGGGAAAAUGGUAACUGACUUUCCCUCAAAACGCUCCAAAAUGCCGUGGAAGACAACAUCUUUACAAAUUUGAAAGCCCACCUAUUUACUACAUUAAAUUUAUUUUAUUUUUAUUUUUUGGGGGAAUCACCCCCCCCCCCCCCCAUUUUCCAUUUUCCUGUUAAAGUUCUGAUUCAAAGCUGAAAUUUUGCUCAACCAGCAAGUUUUGUUUCGGUGAGUGAGGGCUGGCGGUGCUCCUAUUUUAUUAUUUUUUUUAAGAAAACAACCAGGCACUUAAAAUGAGGCUUAUUCUUUGAGGCACCCUUCUAUGAUUAUGGAAUUAGUCUGAAUAAAAGCACUGCUCUCCGAGCUUUAGGUUGCAGCACCUCUCCACCUCUAAAAAGUCCUGUGUUUGUCCCACAAUUUUUAAUUUUUUUUAUUUUUAAUUUUGUUCUCCUUUGUCCCCUCCUCAUGUCACCAGUCCACUCCUUCAUGUGUCUUCGUUUUAAUAAGCCCUGGAUGAAUGAGCGCAUUGUUUCAGGAAUGUUGAGUAUCUCAGCUACUAAGUACAUACAGAUGGUGUGUGCGUGUUUGUGCACGUAUGCGUGCGCAUGUAGGCCUUCACAUGCACUGGUAACAUCCUGACUGACGACUCUUUCGACAAACGCGUUACAAGAAUAUUUGAUCUUUGAGAGACUCCAGACUUCUCUCUCUCCAGCCAGCAAGUUAUUAGCAUUCAGAAUAAUCUAUAUGAAAAGUGUGAGAUGGUUAAAAAAAAGGCAAUUUCCUGUGACACAGUACAGUUGCUGCUUGUGUCUUAUUGGAGCUUAAUAUACCAGCAAAAGACUUCUGGCAACAGGAAGCAUGAAUUUGUAUUUAUUUUUUUAAACAAGUUUUUGCGCGGAUGAAAGACUCAAACACAUCCAGUAUGAUUGUAAUCAAAAUAAAUGAACUGAAGACCUGUCAUAUUGCAGGGGGCCCUUGGUUUACAAAGGAGUUCUGUUCUUAUGGUGACAAAAUAACCCAAAUUCGUAUGCGCAUAGUGUAUCACUUUUUUAAAAGUCUACUCGAUCAAUAAUUACGCUAGCGCAUUAGUAAGUGAAAUACACUUCUAGGCCAUGUAUAUAAAGCAUCCAUUCUCUUAGCCAAUCAAAUGAAAAACAAGUAGGGCAGUAACUGUGUUUUCUUGUAAUGCAUGACCACGUAUUCUAACGCUGAGCAGCAACUAGUUCACUGCACGUCGCCUGUAACCUCAAAACCCUGCAUGUCGGGGCUGCCGUAAACUGAGAACCCCUUCAAAUCCAGUUUUGUGCUGCAUUCGAAACUAGUGGGAAAUCUGAAGUAAUCCGACCUCCAUGUAUUGCAGUCAAACGUAAACAGAAAAAAAGCAUGACUGACCAGUGACCACCACGAUAAGCUAAUAUUUGCUUUGUUUGCCAACCAUGUUUUUUUUUGUUUUGUUUGUUUGCUUGUUUUUUAAUUGGCUAAAAAGCUUCAUACGGAGGUAAUCUAGCGAUACAUCUACUUGGCAAUAUCCACGUAUAGCUUAUACAGCUCUGAAACAAAUUGGGAAAUCUCUGCAAAAUUGUCUGAUUUUGCCAUUUAUAGGUAUGGAAGUAAAAUUGUAUUUUUUUUUUCUUUAUUGACAACAUAACCCCCAUAUUUGAAAUAAAAAUAUUGUCAUUUAAAGCAUUGAUUUUCAGAAAACGAAAAAUUAUCACACUACCAAAAAACCUUUUUUGCUUUGGUUUUUUUUUUUAUCUUGAUUUUUUCUCCAGGCCUGUAUAUUUCAUUUGACGUUUUACAUUCAUAGGGAUUAUUGCAUGAUGACGGAUUUGUACGUCAAUUUAGCAAUUUUAGUAGAAGUAUUGGCGCUGCAAUGGGCAGGAACGACACCUGUUGUGUUCAAAAUUCGUAUUUUAUAUGAAAACAGACGUUUGAAAGCGUGAAGGGUUCCGCGUAGAAGGCAAAGACGGAUGACUUCCGCAUCGUGUUCCACCUCUUGACGUGCCAAUUUUGCUGGAUCAGCGUGUGAAAGAGUUUUCAGAUUCUCUGAUAAAGUUGCUGCGAUUGGCUGGCAACCAGUUCAGGGUCUACCCCGCCUCCUGCCCGAUGAUAGCUGAGAUAGGCUCCAGCACUCCCGUGACCCUUGUGAGGAUAAGCGGCUCAGAAAAUGGGUGGAUGGUGGAUGGAUGGAUGAUAAAGUUGCCAGAAUUCACGAUCAAUGAAGUAUCUUUCCGUAGACACUCGCAACUUCCCAAAGUGAAGUCUUCUUUAGACAGCAAACUGGUUAAUGAUUGCAGCCAAGUAGUGGACUCAAUUUUACUGCCAUUGCUUUCAAAGUGCGAUGAAUCAACAAUCAAUUCAAGUCCAGGUGAAUUCUUAGCAAUCCAUCGCCUUUUUUUAUUUUAUUUUUUUAUGUGGUGGAAAAAAACACUACGUUUAGCACAAACCGUAACAAUUUGGAAGUCUUUUGAUUUUCAGAUCUCUUUAUUUUUAAUCUUUCUAUGCAAACUUUCUGACACAGGACACACUCUUAAGACUGACAGGACACUUGUUUCUUUUAAGACCCUCGUAAGUGGUAGUACUAGUAGAUGAGCCUCCUCCCCUUUUGGUACCAAACACCUGUAAAUACGUAACACUGUAUUUAAGUACUGAUGAUAAUAAUAAUAACUUUGGCUUGUGUUGUCUUUGAGGUUGUCUUCUUUUUAAAGAUAGAACUGUAUUUAUCGUGGCUGUCAGCAUUAUUUACGGUAGCUUCUAUUGACGGCAUAAGUGUAUACAUAGGUCCACCUUUUGUAGUAUUAUUUCACAUUGAAAAGUAGAGGGCAUUUGCAACCGGUCAGGGGGUAAACAAAACAUAAAAUGACUAUUGAGCUUCUAAUAAAAGUUUCUCAUUAGUUUUUUACAGUAGACGGAAGGAUAGCGUUAACAUGGUACAGGAGUAGCACUCCAUUCCCUUUGGAAAUUUUAUAUAUGAAUAUAAAUAUAUACAGUAUAUAUGUAUCUAUAAAGACAUGAAUUUAAGGCUGCUAGAUACAAUCACUAAUUUUAUUGUGCUGACAGAGAAAAUUAGCUAUGAAUGACUGUUAAACCCUAAUUCUCCAACAGCAUUAAGCGUUCUUGUUUUUUAGUUGUGUGCAAUGUGUGUGUAUGUGUUCUGGGUGAGUGUGUGUUUGGGUCUGCGUUUCCUGAUGUCGAGCUGAACCAAGGUUGGAUGAAGCUGAUUAAAAACUUGCUGGCUGACAAAA